CUCGUUCCCGACUGAGUCACCGAGUUGACCCAGAGACGCGACGAUCCGCUUAUGCGAACCACUGAAUCUUUGUGUGCGUCCUGAAUCUCAAAUUCCCUAUAAAUUCGGGUCUUGCUGUUCCUAAUCAGGCUUUUAUCUGGGCAAUGCUCGAAAUCGAGAUAGAGAGAGAAAAUUAACAACAACGAAUAGAGGGAAAAUGGAGCUGUUGAGCUUGGACUCCAGUCCUCUGUUCGUCCCGAAAACAAUCACCGACUUUCUCGCCCAGCUCGCCGCUAUUAAAGAUGGCUCUCAGAGGUCUUCAGAGCUCGAUGGGUACGUGAAGAGAUUGGAAGAUGAACUCAGAAAGAUUGAAGUUUUCAAGCGGGAGCUUCCUCUCUGCAUGCUUCUCUUGAAGGAUGCGAUUGAGCUGUUGAAGGAGGAAGGAAUGCGGUGGAGGCGAAUGGAAGAGCGGCCGGUGGUGGAGGUGUUCAUACCGUUGAAGGGCAAUUCUGAGGAGGACGGAGGGUUAGUUUCGGGAAAGGAAAAUAUUGACAAGAAGAACUGGAUGAGCUCUGCUCAGCUGUGGAACACGAGCAUCAACGUUUUCGAUUACACCAAACGCGACUCUGUUGAACUUAAACUGGGGAAUGAGGAAGAUGAUCGGUCGGUGACUGAGAACCCAAUUGAGGUGAGUAAUAACAGAGCCGUGGAGGGGGCAUUACUGGCAUUCAGGGGACAGAAUGAGUUGUCUGGUUUUGCAAAACCAUGUUUGAAGGAAGUCAAGGAGGUUUCCGAGGUUCCAAACCUUUGUCUUAUGACUCCAUUGAUGUCUGAAGCACUGGGUUGUUCUGCAAGCGCAAACUCUAGGACCAGUAAUGGCUGCAAAGGCAGCGGUUCGGGUUCUGGUGUGGCAGGACAAGUGAAAUUACUGAACAAGCCCCAGCCACAGCAGCAGCAGCAACCCUUGAGGAAACCAAGGCGGUGCUGGUCCCCGGAGCUCCAUCGCCGCUUUGUUGAUGCCCUUCAGCAGCUUGGAGGAACAGAAGUAGCCACUCCUAAGCAGAUAAGAGAGCUUAUGCAGGUGGAGGGUCUCACCAAUGAUGAAGUUAAGAGCCAUUUGCAGAAAUACCGCCUUCACAUCCGAAAGCUACCGCCUUCUGCUGCUGCCGGCCAAGGGAAUGCCUUGCUCAUGUCCUUGGAUCACAGUGGAGACCAUUCUAAGGCAAACAACGUACAGUCUGGUUCUCCACAGGGUCCUCUCCUUGCGGGCGGGUUUGCCAAAUGUCGAUCAACAACUAGAGGCGAGUCAGGCAACAGCAGGGAAGCCGAAGAGGACGAGAAAUCGGAUGGUUAGAGUUCGAAAAGUGGGAAUCACAACAACAACCAAGGAGCUGGAGAAGUACAGGGAGUCUCAUACAAUCAUCAUCCCACAUGAGUUUUGCAGAUACAAAUAUACAUGGGGAAAAAUCUCAGUCUCUGAAUUAUGAGCAUAUAGUAGUAAUAAGCUACCUUCAACAAAAAAGGAGGAUGUGGAACUCAAGUUUUUUCUUUUUAGAGGUACUUUUAGAGAGAGAGAGAGAGAGAGAGAGAGAGAGAGAGAGAGAGAGAGAGAGAGAGAGAAGAAUUUGCAUUGUAGAGCAAGUUUCUUCAUCUCUGGUUCUUUUAUACAGGUUUAGUAUUAUGUAAUGACCCCUUUUAUUUAAUUGUAGGAAGUGCCAUGUUAAUGUUUCCCAACAUAAUAUUAUUCAGUUUAAUUUGUUCCCAUCGCUUA
Messenger RNA from Malus domestica (apple), 1750 nucleotides. Its product is annotated as transcription factor HHO5-like. NCBI's taxonomy places the organism in Eukaryota, Viridiplantae, Streptophyta, Magnoliopsida, Rosales, Rosaceae. The record is from RefSeq and is a predicted model, not a curated record. Gene Ontology annotation, molecular function: DNA-binding transcription factor activity; DNA binding. Gene Ontology annotation, biological process: regulation of DNA-templated transcription.